AUGGAGUUAUCUGAUAUGAUGAAGAAAAGCGCGUCGCCACAAGGGAUGGGCGUCUGCCACGAGUUCAGCAUCCCAAACUUCUGCGCCGUGCUGAAGAGGCAUGGUGUCGGCGAAAAAAUCUGUUCUGGUACUUUUCAGGUCGGCAGUUAUGACUGGAAUUUAACCGUAUAUCCAUCAGGAUCAGGAGACCAUGAUGAUGACGAUAAAGGGCAAUAUAUCUCCCUCUUCCUUGAGCUGCUGACUGAUCCUGGAACUAGCCAUGUCAAGGCGUUAAAAAUUUUCAGGAUCUAUAACUGGAGUGGCGACGGAUCACCAACCAUCGAAGUAGGAGCGGAAAGCAUCUAUAAUAGUGAUGUUAGGUCCUGGGGUUUCUCAGAUGUCGUCACCGUGGAAUCUUUCAAGUCGCAAUAUCUGAAUUAUGAUCGCUCCCUCACCAUAUACUGUAAAGUUUUUGUCAAGGAGGACUACCCUACUCGAGAACCCACCAUCGACGACACUGGAUUCGUUGUUCCCGUGACAUGCUCUGACAUCAUUGGGCAUCUCGAGCAGCUUCUGGUGAGGGGAGAAGUGGCAGAAGUGAGGUUCCUAGUCGAGCAGAGUGAGAUCAGCGCACACAGGCUCAUAAUCGCUGCACGUUCACCACUCCUAUACGAGCUGGCGGUAUCCACGGACAACAACAAUAACCUUGUUGUACGUAUCGACGACAUGAGGGCAGCAGUAUUUAGGACCGUGCUCCAGUUCAUCUACACCGAUGAGCUGCCUCCAUUGUUUGACCUAAUGGUAACUGAUCGUAGAGACGGCGAGGUGAUUGCAGGAGACAUGUUGGCAGCGGCAUGCCGGUUCCACCUAGAUAGGAUGAAGGCUAUGUGCGAAAACUUGGUAGCAAAUUACAUGUCCGAAGACAACAUGCUUAGCAUGUUGAAGUUGGCGCGCCGUUACAAUUGCUCGAAGCUCGAGGAGUGUUGCAUCGAAUUCAUCUCGUUACAACACGUGGCCAAGGAAGUGUUGAAAAGAAGCAUAGACUAG
Messenger RNA from Lolium perenne, 1026 nucleotides. Its product is annotated as BTB/POZ and MATH domain-containing protein 1-like. Lineage: Eukaryota; Viridiplantae; Streptophyta; Magnoliopsida; Poales; Poaceae. Gene Ontology annotation, biological process: protein ubiquitination. The record is from RefSeq and is a predicted model, not a curated record. Gene Ontology annotation, molecular function: protein binding.